Molecule: messenger RNA, 2947 nt
Organism: Hibiscus syriacus
Lineage: Eukaryota; Viridiplantae; Streptophyta; Magnoliopsida; Malvales; Malvaceae
Product: lipoxygenase 6, chloroplastic
Biological process (GO): lipid oxidation
Molecular function (GO): metal ion binding; protein binding; oxidoreductase activity, acting on single donors with incorporation of molecular oxygen, incorporation of two atoms of oxygen
Source: RefSeq, a predicted model, not a curated record
AGCACGUUAUUUUUGUAAGGAUUCAGUUAUUGACUAUCAACACAAGAACAUGCUAGCUCUUAAGCCAACACCUUCGAUCAGGUCAACUUUCUCCGGCACCGCCCUCCGCCGUAGUCCACUGCUCAAUGGUAUUCUGGCGGCGGUCUCGUUUCCCCGGACUACUAGGUCAUGGCCCCUGGUUCGUGCCGUCAUCAGCGAUGACAAGACAGUGGAGUCACCGAAAACGUCAUCACUCGAGCAGAAGGACAGUGACGGCUCGGUGUUUUCCGGUUCUUCGGUUAAGGAAGUCAGGGCCGUUGUUACUAUAAGGAAGAAGAUGAAGGAAAAUGUCACGGAGAAGCUUGAGAAUCAAUGGGAAAUGUUGAUGAAUGGGAUCGGUCGGGGGAUCUUGAUUCAGCUCAUCAGUGAAGAGAUUGAUCCUGUUACGAAUUCGGGGAAGAGUGUCGAGACUUUUGUAAGGGGCUGGUUGCCUAAGCCUUUAGAACAUGUCCACAUACUCGAAUACAUAGCCGAUUUUACGGUCUCGUCCGACUUCGGUAAACCCGGCGCCGUCCUGAUCACCAACCUCCAUGCCAAGGAAUUUCACUUGUUGGAGAUUGUGAUUCAUGGUUUUGAUGAUGGCCCUAUUUUCUUCCCUGCAAAUACUUGGAUUCAUUCUCGGAACUAUAAUCCGGAGAGUCGAAUUAUAUUCCGAAAUCAAGCAUUCUUACCAUCACAAACACCAUCUGGCCUUAAAGAUCAACGAAGGGAAGAUUUGCUUAGUAUUCGCGGUAAUGGGAAAGGCGAGAGAAAGCCUCACGAAAGAAUUUACGAUUAUGAUGUCUAUAAUGAUUUAGGUAAACCAGACAAGGAUCAAGAUCUUGCUAGGCCGGUUUUGGGCGGCGAGGAAAGGCCUUAUCCGAGGCGGUGUAGAACCGGCCGGCCGCCUUCGAAGACAGAUCCACUUUGCGAGAGUAGAAUCGAAAAGCCCCAUCCUGUUUACGUACCUCGGGACGAGGCCUUCGAGGAGAUCAAGCAGGACACUUUCUCUGCUGGGAGGUUGAAAGCACUUCUUCACAACCUUGUACCAUCGAUCGCCGCUACUUUGUCGAGUUCCGAUAUCCCGUUCACAUGCUUUUCGGACAUCGAUAAGCUGUACAUUGACGGGUUCGUCUUGAAAGACGAUGAGCGAAGAGAAUUAGGCGACAAUCUAUUCAUUGGCAAUACGAUCAAACGGGUUGUAAGCGUUGGCCAAAAGUUGCUGAAAUAUGAAAUCCCAGCAAUUAUAAGAAGUGAUAGAUUUUCAUGGUUGCGAGACAAUGAAUUCGCACGCCAAGCUUUAGCUGGAGUCAAUCCAGUGAACAUCGAGAUUGUGAAGGAAUUUCCGAUUCUUAGCAAGCUAGAUCCUGCUAUUUAUGGCCCUCCAGAAUCAGCAAUCACAAAGGAAUUGAUCGAGCAAGAACUUCAUGGAAUGAGUGUAGAUAAGGCUAUCGAGGAAAAAAGAUUGUUCAUACUUGAUUUCCAUGACAUGCUUUUGCCUUUUAUCAAGAUGAACAACUUACCCGGGAGGAAAUCCUAUGCCUCCAGGACGGUGUUCUUCUACAGCAAGACCGGUAUGCUAACACCGAUCGCAAUCGAGCUUUCACUUCCUCCCACGGCUUCGUCGUCUCGGAAUAAAUAUGUUUAUACUCACGGGCACGAUGCUACAAAGCACUGGCUCUGGAAACUGGCAAAAGCUCAUGUUUGCGCAAAUGAUGCCGGCGUCCAUCAGCUUGUAAAUCACUGGUUGCGGACUCAUGCUUGCAUGGAGCCAUACAUAAUCGCAACUCACCGGCAGCUUAGCUCGAUGCACCCUAUUUACAAGCUACUUCACCCUCAUAUGCGUUACACGCUAGAAAUUAAUGCACUCGCACGACAAAGUUUAAUUAACGGAGGUGGGAUAAUUGAGGCUUCUUUCAGCCCCGGAAAGUAUGCCAUGGAACUGAGCUCUGCUGCUUAUGAGAGUUGGCGGUUCGACAGGGAAGCAUUGCCUGCGGAUCUCAUUCAGAGGGGGAUGGCAGUGGAGGAUCCUUCAGCUCCUGGUGGGCUGAAACUCGUGAUCGAGGACUACCCUUAUGCGGCUGAUGGACUGCUGAUUUGGUCUGCAAUCAAAGAAUGGGUACAAUCCUAUGUGCAACACUUCUAUACCGAACCCGAUUCGGUCACAUCCGAUGUUGAACUACAAGCCUGGUGGAGUGAGAUCAAGAACAGAGGUCACCAUGACAAAAGGAAUGAACCCUGGUGGCCUAAACUCACCACCAAAGAAGACUUAUCCGGCAUACUUACAACAAUGAUCUGGACUGCGUCAGGCCAGCAUGCAGCUAUAAACUUCGGACAGUACCCGUUCGGAGGAUACAUGCCGAACCGUCCCACUCUCAUGCGGAAACUUAUCCCACAAGAAACCGAUCCUGAAUUCGAGAAAUUCAUUCAGAAUCCUCAGCGCGUAUUUCUAUCCUCAUUGCCAACACAACUUCAAGCAACCAAAAUCAUGGCUGUUCAAGACACCUUAUCAACUCAUUCACCGGAUGAAGAAUACUUGGGCCAAAUGAACCAUCUUCAUAGGAGCUGGAUCAAUGAUCACAAAGUGUUGGAAAUGUUCGACAAAUUCGCCGAUAAACUCAGGGAAAUCGAGGAAACGAUAAACAAAAGAAACAAGGAUACCCGACUUAAAAACCGAACGGGUGCAGGCGUUCCUCCAUACGAACUACUGCUUCCUUCAUCAGGCCCUGGCGUAACUGGUCGUGGAAUACCCAACAGCAUUUCAAUCUGAUGAAUUUUGUUGUUGUAAUAAUACUAGGUUUCUUCAAUUUUAUGUUAUUAUUACUAUUACAGUUGAUGCACCAUUUUCGCUUUGUGUAGAGAUCUGAGACAUAUACUUGUAAAUUUGCAAUCAUAACAACAAAAAACAUUUUGGAAGCAAAUUCUGAUC